UCGGCGCAAACUGUGCCGCCUUCGCGUCUCGUUAGUUCGGAGUCUAUCUUAGUGGCAGCCCCGCUAUCGGCGCCGUCGGUUCCAUCCGACUCCGUGUAGCCAUAUCGCGCGCUCUUCCGAAUCCAUUGACUUCCGGGGUCACGUCAGACCGUACCAUCCACAUUUCCGCCGGCGAAUCGAAGGAGACUUCGUGUGGAAUAACGUUUGUUUUUCGCCGCGUUCCUCCCAGGCUGACGAAAUCGGACGAGAUCCUAGUACCCUAUCGAUAUCGUUAUUCGGAGAGCUACGUCGGCGAUGACACCGUGACACGACCGCGAUACUCGCGGCGCAAUUGCGCCGGAUAGACAACGCGCGCGCGCGCGGAUAUUACUAUCAAACUGAGCAGGCAGUGAGUGAUUACUUUGUGGGUGGAAGCGGAAGCUUCGCGACAGUUUUGCCGAACGAGUUUGCGGGCGUGCGUAGGUGAAGUGAACAGAGGACCACGGCUGAGAAGAGAUGUUCACCGGCGUUAAAUAAAUCAUUCACGCGCGCACCGAUGGGAUUGCGAGCCGCGGGAGUUCGAUAAUGGCGCAUUCGUCGUUGCGCGAUAUCGCCGUAACUUCGCAGUUGCGCUCCGAAGAUCCCUCGUAAUACAAUUGUGUUGAGACGGUGAUCUCCGAUAGUGUUCGUGUAUUGUGUAUAGGUGAAGUGAGAAUCUAGAGGAUUCUGAUUCGCAACGCGACGCGGAAAUUCCUGGUGCUACAAGUUCUGUGAAGAAACUUCUUACGAGAAAUUUGCAACUGCGCAUUUUCUUGCUACAGUGAUUACUUGUUGCAUAACGAACAGCAGGAUGCGAGAGUGUUUAAAAAAACGAUGAUGCGCGCGCCAAUAAUUAUGCGAUGAAUUUUUUAUCGCGCACGUAGCGAUAUAAGAGAUGCCUAGUGCAUCCAUGAACACACAUCGUCAUUCUAUUUUGCGCCUUCCGUUGAGUGUUUUACGCGCUAAAAGAAGAUAUCUGCCACAUGGCUCGACUCGGUGUCUUGGUACACCGUGGCAGAGCGAACAAUGGAUAUGAGAAGAGCAGAGGCUAAGUAGCAGGCUGCAGGUACAGGAACGGAGACGGCGCGAGAGGUAGAUUGGCGAGAGGCGUGCGGCCGACAGAAAGCGAGAGUGGUGUACGCCAGGAGGACAGGUGGUACGGCGGAGGCGAACGAAAGGUACGGGAGGGUUGACCGUUGUGACGAAGUCACGAGGACGAAGUGUGGAGCCGUACGAAAAAUGAGGAAGCACGGUCUACUGGAUGUGUGGCGGCUGUUGUGGUUGCUUUGCCUCGUGCUGGUGACGAGUUUGGCGCAAACGUCGCAUCUCUGUCCGACCCCCUACGAGAUCUCGCCCUGUUCCUGCAGCGUGAAAAAAGCCGGCCUGGACAUCGUGUGCGAGAUCACUGACAUGACGCACAUCUUCAAGGCCAUGACCGUACUCAAGGGAAAAUCGAACGUCGUGAUAUUCUACCUUAGGCUUAGGCACAACAACUUGCCUAAGCUACAGGGGUAUGUGUUCCUUGGGCUCAACAUACACCAUCUCACUAUUCACAAUAGUAGCCUUGCAGUACUCGAGGAAGCCUCCCUUAGUUCUCUUGGAACGGACUUGACACAGCUGGAUCUCUCCCAAAAUUCAUUGACUUCUGUCCCAUCCCUCGCGUUACGAGACCUCCACCAUCUUCUAAUUUUGAAUUUGAACCGUAAUAAAAUCACAGCCAUCCACAGCAAAGCUUUCGAAGGUCUCGACACACUCGAGAUCCUCACUCUUUACGAGAACAAGAUCAGUAACAUAGAACCAGAUGCGUUCAAAGGACUCGACAACCGGAAACUCAAGAGGCUCAAUUUAGGCGGGAACGAGCUCACGAAGGUCCCAACUCAGGCAUUGUCUUCGUUAGAUUUGUUGAAGAAAUUAGAAAUGCAAGAGAAUCGUAUUAUGAGCAUACAAGAAGGAGAUUUCACAGGAUUGAAAGCACUCGAUUCAUUAGUAUUGGCGCACAAUCACCUCCGUGAGGUCCCGGCGCGUGUAUUCUCCCACUUGACGCAAUUAAACUCUUUGGAACUCGACGGAAAUCAAAUUACCCACGUGGAUCCUAAUGCGUUUAUCGGUCUUGAGGAUAAUCUGCAAUAUUUGAGACUGGGAGAUAAUAAUUUGCAUUCGGUACCAAGCGACGCUCUGCGACGCUUGCAUCGCUUACGGCACUUGGACUUACGGUCGAACAACAUCACUGUACUUCCGGAGGAUGCUUUCACGGGCUACGGCGAUUCCAUCACUUUCCUCAAUCUACAGAAAAAUUUGAUCAAAGAGCUCCCGCCCCUGGUAUUCGAGAACCUCAAUUCGCUAGAAACUUUGAGUUUGCAAAACAACAAACUCACGAACAUUCAAGAAGAAGUCACGGAGAACAUCGUCGACACUCUACGUCAUAUCGAUAUCACGGAUAAUCCUCUGAUUUGCAACUGCCAGCUACGGUGGUACUCCGUUUGGCUCGGGAAUCUGCGUGACAAGGACGACGAGAUGAUGUCGAAGAAGCGGACGGUCUGCAUGAUGUCCUCGGAACACCGCGAGUACUCCGUGCAGAAUAUCCCGCUCGAGAGGAUGGGUUGCAACGUGGGCAAGAACGCCGGCAGGAUCUCGUCGGCGUCAGUCGCGUGUAAAGUGUACGUUGACGCGACUCUACCGCUGAUAAUCGUCGCCGCCGUUUUAGCGUAAUCCCGCGGGAGAAGCGCGACUUCGCGAUUGGAGUGCGCCAUCGACUUUUCGUUUCGACGCCGACGAGACGUUUAACGAUCGCGUUCACCGGUAACGCUGCCGCACAGCGCGCUAUUCGUUACUUUAACCUCCUCGUUCGCCACGACGAGAAAAGCAUUUCCCUUACUAUUUAUUUCCCGGGGUAGAAUCGUGACGCGACGGCGGAGACGCGUCAUGAUUCCAGACCGCUCUCGUCGACGUGGAAGCGGCCUUCUGCGAAGAUCAACGUGACCUUGUCACGUAUGUCAUCGCGCGACAACUCGGCAUACAAGUGGUGAAACGCGGCCUGUCGUCCAAAUGACAGAGGAGAGCUACGACACGAAAAGUCGAUGCGUUAUCGUGAUGUCACGAUCGAUCGAAUGCCUUGAAUUGUAGGAGAUCUUGUCGAGCGCUAGUUGACGGCAUCGUUACUCCCGAAACGGCAAUCAUUAAAUGAAUCGCAAUUGUUUGGCGCGACGGCUGGAGGAAUGGCUGAUUGUGAUUCCUCCGCCGUUCGAGAAGUUGCUUUCUUACUUUUCGCGUACAACGGACGUACAAGGACCGAUAUCCGUGGACCGUCGCUUUCUCAUGGCAGACGCGCGUCCAUGCGAUGCGCAUGGACAAUCAGACGUGAUGCUUGGUAACCGCGACAAUCGACUUUUUGAGAACUGAGUGCUUUACAUUCUUCCGGAUUUCCGCGGUAUUUACUUUCACUGGCCGGUUCCACCGGAAAGGCCUCUAUCGUUCACUCGAUUCGAUUAAUCUUGAGUACACGCGAUCAUUAUCGACUUUAUUCGCCGAGACAGAGAGGUAGUGUUACCGAGGAAUUUGGACUCUAAUUGAUCGUGAUCCUGAAUCUCUCAGACGCUUUGUUUGCGGGUCCAUACCCCGAGAUGCUCUGCAAUGCGAAUUAAUUUAUUUUCGCGGCGAAAUGCGCUUAAAAGUUCGGCACGUCCACACAGAUCUGUUCGUCGCGUUCGUACGAUCGAGCGCGCGGAACGUAGGCAAGCCGCGUUAACAAAAGUUCAUCAUCGCGGUAAGUUAGCUCGCAACGAAGCACCAUCCCGUUCGAUUGCCGCGUGUCGUAACGAUUAUAUCAUAGACGUGGCAUGACCGGCCGCUAGAUAUAACGCGAUGAGUGACGCGUAGGAGAGAGAGAUGCACACGCUUGCCGAGACGGCGAAUUUAUUGCUGAUGAAAUCACUGUUAUUAAUGGGACUCUCAGAUGCUCUACGAUCGAAUUACAGACGACGCUAAUCGCGAGCACACGGCGAACUGUUUUAACCGCGAUCUCGAGCCCACUCGCGACAACUCUUAUCGGAGCGACUUCAGUCUAAGCGAAAACCAGCAAGCAAUAGAACACAUAUCCAAUCGUUGUUAUCUGGCAAUCAAGUGCUCGUACAGUUCGAUAGUAUAGAUUCUGAGCGACCACUAUGAUCGAAGGUCGAUCGCGCGAUCGACCGGUGGACCGAAGAAUGCUCGUGUCGCGAGGAGCGCGCGAGUUUUCUUCAUCGGAACGUUACAUAUCAACAUCGUUGCCAAUUAUUUCGUGGUUAUCUGUUAAGCUCGCGAGACGCGAGGCGUAGUGUAAUCACUAGGAUUCGAGUGGCCGGAAGGCAGUCGCCACUAGGCGGUUCUGGCUCGCUCGUCGUAUACAUAUCAAUACGUUCCUGUUGAACACGGGUGCUGCAAAUCGUCGUUAUGCUCCAGAAUGUUCGCGCCUCCCCUCCCGCCCCGCUCCCGUACGUCACGAUCUUCCGAGAUUUUCAAAUCGUUAUUUAUUUCGUACGUCUAUCCUCGCGAUUUUGUCAAAUCUGUUAUGAGUAAUAACACUAGUAGUUAACAAAAUUUCUUCGCUUCACGAACGUAGAUAGUCAUUUCCGAUGUAUUUUUCUCUGCUAAACACGAAUUUGUUCUCAAAUUUAGCUAUUAGAUUACAAUUUUAAGAAAAAUGGCGAUGAAAAUGCCAGAAACGAUAAUUGUUAGGAUUUUCAUGACGUCAUAGGAUCGGCAGCAAAUUUUUUUCCUAAAAAUUUCAUUAAUUAAAUUAAAUUAUUUAGCUUUAAAAUGCAUUUGGUUUUCCUCUGGUAUGAUUUUUUGUUUUCCAGAUGUAAUUAAAACGAAAAAUAUUAGACACGCGCGUUUGGCAUUAAUAUCAUAUACUGCACGAUUUUUAUGCAAUGAGUGCAAAUAAACAUUUCCGAAGUAUAGUAUUGUAGUAUAAUAUUAUUGUAGUAUAGUAUUUUCGUAAUUCUUCAGGGUAUUUCGGUUUUAGUAGAUGUUAUAUAAUACUACCUUUACUACGGAUUACAUGUUGACUUAUGUUUUAAACGAGAGCCAAUUAGAAAUUUAUAUGCUGAUAUUCGUGUUUAGUACGUUAAAAUCAUUCAGGAUUGAUAUUUUCACUGAGAAGCAUUUACAUUGUUGUCCAGCACAAUUGGUUGUCGUUUACGAUUGAACGGCAAGGCAAUAUUUCAUUAAUUGUGCGAUUAAACUUUUAGCAGACGGAUCAUUCUACCGGCUUCCAUGAAUGAUCUAACAUGGAAGAGUAAUUUUCGCGAAAUUUACACGUUUUGAAGAAAUCGGCGAAGAGGCUGUAUUCGCGUCCGACUCCAAAGAUUAAAAUGCGAAUGACAUUGGCGACACUCGUGAGAGAAAUCUCUCGUCGUCCGGCUUUUCUGCCGGACUGUCUCUGCGCAGUAGUCGCUAACAUCUUGAGAUCGCCCCGAUACUUAACUCGAUUUGCAAAGGCCCGAUCGCACGAAAUGAGAUAACGACUGCUGAUGACACGUAAUAUACUCUCGACAGGAAACCGACACUUGUUAAAGCCGGUAGAGCACAAACGCGCGGCCGUUCGGACGCCUACGAGCUUUACUCGGGCUACUUCGUCGCCGACGUUCACGCGCGUGAACUAAGCUAAUUGCAUCACCGUCUCGCGAGAGAGGAAGCGUAUGCAACGCACGUGUCCGCCGUAAUCGCGAUGCACCGAACGCAAACGGUCCGUAAGGUGUAUCGUUUCUCCCGCAAAAUAUUUCCCCUUUUGUUCAAUACGAGCAAUGGAAGAAGAUCGCGCUUCACAUCCGGAAGAUCGCGACGUACGAAAAUACACGUUGCGCACGCUUCGCUUCGAUGCACUGAACGGCGAGCACGUCCGACGGUGCAUCGGGCGAGGAAACGCGCUUCUCAGCGGAGGCUGAGAGCCUACCGCGCGAGAGAGAUAGAUGAAGCGUUCACGGAACGUAGUGCUGAUCACAGUGCUAACGUGGAAAGUAACAUGUGUUUUGCUAUUCGAUACGUAUAAUAAGGAUAAGGUAGAAUUAAGCCUAAGGCAUUAUCGUAAGACGUACGUGCCGCGUGGUGGCAUAUCAACCGGCACGGCCUGACUCUUUGGAGGAGAAUUUCGGAGCUAUCGCCAAUGAUUCUUUCGUCAUCGUGCUUGGUUUUGUCUUAAUUUAGCAACCUGGCGUUCUACCUCGUCGGCGAGUCGGUGAGGAGAAUUUGUACGAGUGAGAAUAAGUUUCGCGACGUUAAACUAGACUAAGGGAUGCCUGAGAGAAGAAUUUAUGUCUGGAGUAAAAGGACCUGUUUUCGCGAUAAUAUUUUGUACACCGUAAAUUACGUGUCCUCAUUAUUGGAGAUAAAUCAAUGAAAUAUCGUAGGAUCGAUAAAACGCGUUGUUUAAUUCACGAGCAAAGAUAUUCUCCUUCAAAUGUGCGGGCAAACGAUGCGCAACGGUAUCGCAUAAACACAUACACAUAUCAUUUAUACGCCCAAGUUUACUUGUAAGAUAAACCGAUUAAUUAAGUCGAUUUAAAGCUUGGCGAAGCUAUAACGACUAAAGAUCGUAUACAUAUCGUGAACGUAUGAGAUUUAAGAGAAUUUAUUUGUUAACAUAUACAUAUAUAUAUAUAUAUAUAUAUAUAUACAUAUAUGUACGUUGCAUAUAAUAUAUAUAUUAUUAUGCAUUAUUACGAUCAUAAAAGAUAUAUAUUAUAUACCUAUAUCUUAUAUACAUAUAUAUAUACAUAUACGCACUGGAUGUUUUUUCUAAGAAGUUACGUCGAUAACGAUACGAAGCUGCCGGGCGCAUAUCGCAGUUUCAAAAGUUGCUUUCUAUUUCAAUCCAGGAUGUCCGGCUUUCACGUUUUUUAAUCGUACUUUUGAUACGUAUAAUUUUACCGUUAAUUAUAGAGCAGUAUAUCUUCAGUAACCGGUAAGUUGAGAGAAAAAAUUAAAGAUACGCCGAAUGCGAUUCUCUGCAGGCCCUACAUUUAGCUUAGGAUUCGUACGAGGCAUAUCUGUGUACAUAUAUGUAAUAAUUGAAUCUUCUCUUCUCAUAACUGCGUGCAAAUAAUUUAUGAGCGUGUGAUCAUUUGAGGUACAACCUGAUUUCCCCGGUAAAUAAAGGAAUAGCAGUGUGUGAACGGCAGUAAGUUACAAAAAAAAAUAAGUAAAAGAAAUUAAUAGACUUGAAAGUAAAACUAGCGUGAUAGCAUAAUCGCACCUGAGUCAGAAGUUCAGCAUACGUCUUCGCUGCCGUAACGAUCGAGAUGAAGAACACACUCGAAAUAUGCAAAUAGUCUCACGAGGGAAACUCCCUCUCGCGAGACUACCUCUUUCCUGAGUUCUGCGUUAUUCCAGCGAAUUAUUCCACGACGACGUUCCCGACGACGUUCGCGUCGAUUAUCCAACAGCUGAUGCGUACGAAAGCUUAAUGUGCCGACGAACUUCCGGCUCGGGCGUUGGAAUAUAUCUUUAGGCGGUUUUUAGAACAACAAGAGCAGAAACGGGAACGCACGGUUCGCGUGACUCUAAUUCUUUCGUUGCGGAACAUCGCAGCAGCGCACGCUGAUCAGAUGCUUCGCGCCUUUUGAUCAUCCGAAACAUCCGAUUUUACAACGGAUCGUCCGUACUGGGACACGUGACAAAAUUUGCUCGAGGAUAAGAUUCGCGGCGUGUAAUCACGUUCGUAGGAAUUAACACAAUCUCCUUGAGUGCGGAGCAUACGCGGCGAACGACGGUACGCUCUGUCGAGCGUUGAUUAACUUAACACAGCCGCGUUGCAGCGAAAGGGUUACGGAUCGGCGGACGUCGAGCCUGCAGAACCAUAUCGAGACAUAUCGCUGAAAAGCCGGCGCUAAGCUCGUCGGGUGCGCCGUUUAUUAUUACUAAUUAUUAUAAGCGGAUAUUUUUGUACAGCGUCUUACAAUGUGGUCGAAUCGUUGCCGGCGCACCCGACGGGCGUACCCGGUGCCGUAAUUACUUCGUAUGAUAGCGCGCGAUACCCUGAACGCGAACGCACCCUCGACACAUUCGUGUGGAACGCGUGAAUGAAAUUGACGAUCCCAAAUGGCAGCCGCGCGUGAGGGACGACAAACGGAGCUUAACUCCCGAUCGAAGGAUGUAACUUCAUAAUCUCGGUGCUCGCUCACAUGUCGCUUCUUCGCACGACUCGAGGAACCUCGUACUCUGUGUUAACACGCACCGACGUACAUGCGUACGACAAUGUAAGCACGCGCCUACACACACGUACACAUAGAUACACACACACAAGUUGAACAUGAAACGUUAAUCUAGUAUCAAGCAUCCCACUCCCCUUUCUUCACUGUCUUCUCUUUAAUUAACGAGAGAUCGUGACUCUUACGUAUUAUAUGAAAGAACUAAAGUUCAUAUAAAAUUAGACGUAAAGAAAGAAAAUUAGUUAUUGAUUCAAUGUGUACACACACAAAUACAAACACACAUAUGUGCGUCUGUAACUUUCGGCAUAAAUGCUCUUAGACAUGAGACGCGUUAUACACAAACAAAUACACGCAUACGAGACUAAAUCACGCCUAAUGUUACAUCGAUGUUAUAAAUAUAUAUAUGUAUGGUUAUUAUGUGACACACACCUACACAAACUUCGUCUGUAUAUGUCUUUACAUAAUGUUACGUGUAUAUGGUCAUAUUAUGGUAAUUAUUACGUGAUAUGUAUGUAUUAUGAAACAUUUUUCUCGUAUCGGCCCGCAACUCGGCUGUCUACUCAGAUUCUGAUGUCUAUAUGUCAUUGUUUAUUAUGUCGUUAAUAAUUAACGUGUAUAUGUGAAACUUUCAAAUGAAUAAAAUUGACAUAAGCAAAAGCA
Messenger RNA from Odontomachus brunneus, 8864 nucleotides. RefSeq names its product leucine-rich repeat-containing protein 15. The record is from RefSeq and is a predicted model, not a curated record. The coding region runs from base 1258 to 2727 and encodes 489 amino acids. The transcript is spliced from 8 exons. Gene Ontology annotation, molecular function: protein binding. NCBI's taxonomy places the organism in Eukaryota, Metazoa, Arthropoda, Insecta, Hymenoptera, Formicidae.